This is a messenger RNA of Dichomitus squalens LYAD-421 SS1, 1211 nucleotides long. RefSeq lists its product as uncharacterized. Lineage: Eukaryota; Fungi; Basidiomycota; Agaricomycetes; Polyporales; Polyporaceae. The transcript has 3 exons. Gene Ontology annotation, biological process: proteasome-mediated ubiquitin-dependent protein catabolic process. Gene Ontology annotation, molecular function: endopeptidase inhibitor activity; proteasome binding. The record is from RefSeq and is a predicted model, not a curated record. Bases 48 to 1058 code for a protein of 336 amino acids.
GCAGUACAAGUACAAGUACUUGCACUCACUGAUCCUCCACCUUCAUCAUGACUGCAAACGUCCUCGACGCCUCUGCUCUUCUGCAGACACUGCCAACCAUACUUCCCCCUGGGAAGAAGAAGCUAGAAUCUCAGCAAGAUGCGAUUACUGCGCUGGUCCACACUGUGCUGACGGUCUUGGGUUUCCGUCUUACUGGCAUAGACGAAUCUGCACCUACGCGCACAUUCGAGAACAACGUCUUGCCUGAGGAGUGGAAUCAACAUGGUCCUGGCCAUUACACUCUCAAGUACAGGCAUGAGCAGAGCAGCCUAGACUUUCUUGUGAAAGUAACGAAGCUCGGGAGUCGCACCUUGGUCAACUCAAUCGCUGUUGAGACCGAUAAGGCUGCUAGCCUUGACAUCCCUACGAACGACUUUACUUCCCCUUCUUUCUUCCCUCGCGAGCUUUCCGAGCCGAGUUCACCGCUCGUGCACGGUUUCAUCUCGUCCAACCGCGUAGAUGACUUGAUCUCCCAGCUCAAACUCACCACGGUGCAGAAACUGAUUCCCGGGCUGCGGAAGGAGGGAUAUACUGAGACCGCUACGGAGAUGAGAGCAGGUCCCAGUCAACCACAGCCAGACGCGCCUCCUGCGAGACCGAGGCCAGACGAGCCACCACUCCCUCCUGGGCGCAGCCCCGCCGGUUUCCCGUACCCACGCAAUCCUCUCGAGAUCGGGAGACGCGAUCUGGACCCAUUUCCCAGUAACCCCUUUGCUCCUCCCCCGCUUUUCGGAGGCAAUGGUGGUGACGGUAUGUUCGUUGGCCCCGAUCACCCAAUUUUCGGAGCUGGGAUACGUGGACCUGGCCCGGGUAGGAUGGGUCCGUGGGGUGGCGACGGCUACCUCCCUCCUCUGGGCGCACCCCCAGGUGCCCGUUUCGACCCCAUCGGUCCUGCGUUUGGUCCUGGUGUACCUUUCCCCGGCCGCAUGCCUCCCGGAGGCCGCGGCGGUCCGUUUGGUGGCCAGGACCCCGACAAUGAUGAGCUUCCACCCCCUGGUUCGCGAGACAUGUUUAUGUAGGAUUCUUGGAGGAUUCCCAUGAAACGUGCAUAAUUCGCGGGAUGUAUGUAUCGUGCUCUGUACUACCUGCCAUAUGUAGUUGAUCGCUUCUAGCGCUGUGUGUAUCAUAUCGAGUCAGUUGUGCUUGUAUUGUGUGUCUAUGCAGAGUAGUUC